Messenger RNA from Dictyostelium purpureum, 2484 nucleotides. RefSeq lists its product as uncharacterized. The transcript is spliced from 5 exons. Gene Ontology annotation, molecular function: hydrolase activity, acting on acid anhydrides, in phosphorus-containing anhydrides; DNA helicase activity; ATP binding. The coding region runs from base 1 to 2367 and encodes 788 amino acids. Gene Ontology annotation, biological process: nucleotide-excision repair; transcription by RNA polymerase II; positive regulation of mitotic recombination. Gene Ontology annotation, cellular component: nucleus. The record is from RefSeq and is a predicted model, not a curated record. NCBI's taxonomy places the organism in Eukaryota, Evosea, Eumycetozoa, Dictyosteliales, Dictyosteliaceae.
AUGAAAUUUUUUAUUGAUGAUUUAGCAGUAUAUUUCCCAUACCACUAUUGUUAUCCAGAACAAUAUCAAUAUAUGGUAUCUCUAAAGAAAUCAUUAGAUGAAGGUGGACCAUGUAUAUUAGAAAUGCCAAGUGGCACAGGUAAAACAGUAUCAUUGUUAGCAUUAAUUUCAUCAUACCAACUUGUUAACCCAACAGUAAAAUUAUUAUAUUGCUCAAGAACAGUCCCAGAAAUUGAGCAGGCAACAGAAGAGGCAAGAAGAGUAUUAAACUAUAGAAACUCACAAUUGGGUGAAAAAGCACCAAAAACAUUAUGUAUAUCAAUGUCAUCACGUCGUAAUUUAUGUAUACACCCAAGAGUAAGCGAAGAAAGAGAAGGUAAAAUAGUAGACUCAUUGUGUAGAGAAUUAACCUCACCAUGGAAUAGAGAGAAUCCAAACUCUGAAAGGUGUAAAUUUUUUGAAAAUUUUGAAGAUAAAGGAAAAGAAAUUUUAUUAGAGGGUGUUUAUUCAUUAGAGGAUUUAAAAGAAUAUGGUUUAAAGAAUCAAAUGUGCCCAUACUUUUUAGAUAGACAUGUUUUAAAUUUUGCAAAUAUCGUUAUUUUUAGUUAUCAAUAUUUAUUAGAUCCAAAAAUUGCAUCAUUGGUUUCAUCAUCAUUUGCCACCAAUUCAAUUGUAGUAUUUGAUGAAGCCCAUAACAUUGAUAAUGUGUGUAUCAAUGCUCUUAGUGUUAAUUUAGAUAAUAAAAUUUUAGAUGCCUCUUUAAAAAAUGUAACAAAGAUUAAUAAACAAAUUGAAGAAAUUAAAAAAGUUGAUGAAAAAAGAUUAAAAGAAGAAUAUAGCAGAUUGGUGCAAGGUUUAGCAAGAAGUGGUACAAAUAGAACAGAAGAAGUAUCUGCAGAUCCAGUAUUACCAAAUGAUGUUAUACAAGAAGCAGUUCCAGGUAAUAUUAGAAAAGCAGAGCAUUUUAUGUCAUUAAUCAAAAGAGUUAUAGAUUAUUUAAAGAGUAGACUAAAAUCACAAAUGGUAAUAUCGGAAUCACCAAUGGCGUUUUUACAAGGUUUAUAUCACGCAACAUCAAUUACCUCAAGAACAUUGAGGUUCUGUUCUGCAAGAUUAAGUUCAUUGCUUAGAACAUUGAAAAUCAACGAUAUCAAUGCUUUUUCUGGCAUUUCAUUAAUCGCCGAUUUUGCUACUUUGGUUGGCACCUACAACAAUGGUUUUCUUAUUAUUAUCGAACCCUAUUACCAACGUCAAAACAAUACAUACGAUCAAAUUUUUCAAUUUUGCUGUUUGGAUGCAUCCAUUGGAAUGAAACCAAUUUUCGAUCGAUUCCGUUCAGUCAUCAUUACGUCUGGUACCCUAUCACCAUUGGAUAUCUACACCAAAAUGUUAAACUUUCGUCCAAAAGUAAUUGAAAAACUAUCAAUGUCAUUAAAUAGAAAUUGUAUAUGUCCAUGUAUUUUAACUAGAGGAAGUGAUCAAAUUUCAAUCUCCACCAAGUUUGAUGUAAGAAGUGAUACAGCAGUAGUUAGAAACUAUGGUUCGCUCUUAGUCGAAGUAUCUGCCAUUGUGCCCGAUGGUAUUAUUUGUUUCUUCACAUCCUACUCUUAUAUGGAACAGAUUGUCAGCGUUUGGAAUGAAAUGGGUCUUCUCAAUAAUAUUUUAACAAAUAAAUUAAUUUUUGUCGAAACCUCUGACCCUGCCGAAUCUGCCCUAGCUCUUCAAAACUAUAAGAAAGCAUGUGAUAGUGGUCGUGGCGCUGUAUUGCUCUCUGUUGCUCGUGGUAAAAUCUCGGAAGGUAUUGAUUUUGAUAAUCAGUAUGGUCGUUGUGUUAUUCUCUAUGGUAUUCCUUACAUCAACACAGAAUCAAAAGUAUUAAGAGCUCGUUUAGAAUUUCUUAGAGAUCGUUAUCAAAUUAGAGAAAACGAAUUUUUAACAUUCGAUGCAAUGAGAACUGCCUCUCAAUGUGUAGGUAGAGUUAUUCGUGGCAAGUCUGAUUACGGUAUUAUGAUCUUUGCAGAUAAACGUUACAAUCGUCUAGAUAAACGUAAUAAACUACCACAAUGGAUUUUACAAUUUUGUCAAAAUCAACAUUUAAAUCUUUCAACUGAUAUGGCAAUUUCGUUAUCAAAACAAUUCUUAAGAGAAAUGGGUCAACCUUUUACAAGAGAGGAACAAUUGGGUAAAUCAUUGUGGAGUAUAGAACAUAUUGAAAUGCAACCUGCAAGCAAACCAAAAAAUCAUUUAAACGGUAAAAAUACUCAACAGGACAUUCAAAAUAUUACGACAACCACAACCACAAUAGCAACCACCACAACAUCAGCAACCAUAACAACAGAUGAUACAGAUACAGUAAUGAACGAAUAGAACCACCCACCACAAAAUUUAAAGUUUUUUUUUUAGUUUUGAUUUUUUUAUUUAAUUUUUUUUUUUUAUUUUCAGAAAAUGUCUAAAUAAAUCUCAUUAUAACAUUUAUAACCAUCU